Cinara cedri is the source of this 5369-nucleotide messenger RNA. NCBI's taxonomy places the organism in Eukaryota, Metazoa, Arthropoda, Insecta, Hemiptera, Aphididae. The record is from the annotation of a GenBank genome assembly.
GCUAAGUUUACUAUUGAUUGCAUUGAUUAUGUUUAGGUAAAUAUUGUUGUAUUAUAAAUAUGAUAAUAUAGUGUUUGAGUAAUUACUAAUUAAAGAAUAAUUAAUAAAUGAUUAGCUAAGUACGUAAAUAAAAUGUAAGAUUCACGGAAGACAUAUAAAUUAAAACAAUUUUUUAUGUAGAUAAUAAAUAGAUUACAAAUACAAUGUUGUACUAAACAUCGUUUUAUAAUCUCUCAAUUAUAAAUAUUUUACUUUUGAUAUUUAUAGUUUAUAUACAAAACCAUAUAAUACAAGUUACAGAGUAUGACAAGCGAAGUGAGCAAGGGGCUAAGCUCCUUAUAAUUUAUAAAUAUAAUAUACAAACUUUAAUAAUUUAUAAUUAUUUCAAUUUGACUUUGUUUACAGGCCAUUACACAAUGUCAGAAUUUGAAUACAGUGAUUUGAGCAGUGAUGACGAUUUUAGUGCAGAAGCAGUUUUUGGUGUUAGAAAAAUUAAAUUUGAAACUACUGCACGAAUUACAAGAGAACUCCGUCUUCACUAUUCAAACUUAUUCAUUGAUUCUUUUAACUUGAUUGAUUUAUUUGUCAAAAGCAAAAAAUUCACAUACGAUUCAUUUUUAGAAUGUUUUGAUACUUCUCAAUAUCAUCAAAUUUAUUACAUGUUACAAAAAAAAAAACAAAAAGUAGGACAAAAUUUUGUUUCUCCUCACCACUACAUUUCAACUACACAGGAUGCUCUUGCAAUCGCCUCCAAGUUUUUGAGGUCAUCUUCAAAAGAAGCACGAAUAGGAGCUGUUUACUUAUUAUACACACUGUAUAAAACACAACCUUUAAAAACAUAUAUAGUAAAAAUAAAAAUGGAACCUCUAGACUAUAAUAAUACUAAAAAGUUGGUUGAUGAGUGUCUUAAUGAAGGCCUAGUACACCCUGCCUAUUAUUUUUAUGAUUUAGAUAUUAAAAAACAAAUAAUAAUCUGUUCAAAUGCUGUCAGUCCCUGCUUAGAAGUAAGAAUUUAUACACUUUUUUUUUUGAUGAAACAUGUUUACAACUUUAAUGAUUAUGUAAAUAUAUAUAUAUUGUAUACAUUUUUUUUUUAGGAGAAUUAUCCGAGACGAGAAAUCCGUAAACAUUUAGGCCGUGCUGCCGACCGUUAUUUUAAAAUUAAGUAUGAAGAAUCCAAUGUAUUUGAUCCCUUCAGUAAAUUGAAACUAAUGGAAGAUCAGAUGCGUAGUGAAUUGACAUACAUUAAUAAAUUGAGUGAAAUGUCUUUAGGUCGUGAAGUUACUAAAGAAUAUAAACCAGAGAUAUUACAAGCAUUGAUGCAAAUAGAAAAUAGCUCUAAGUAUAAUAAUAUUGAAGGCGGAGAUCAAAAUUAUAAGAAUUCUUCUUUGAAACAAACACAAUUUAAAAAUAGAAAAACUGUAGCAUUCCCUGGUAAAAAUGAAAAUAUACUACAUGAUAUGGUUGAAAUUCCAGUUCAACAAUUUAUCAGUAAACCAAAGAAUAAACGUCGAUCAAAGAAAAAUCAAAAAUCAAAGAAUGCAUGUAAGUUUGUGACAUAGUUCACGCUUGUGUGAAUAUUUUGAAAUAUUAAGUUUUACUGACAAUUAUUUUUACCAAAGAAUUUUCAUUUCUUUUGUGUAAUUACAUUUGUAUGUUGACAAUUAAUUAACAUUGCUUUAAGUUAUAACAUUUAAAUAAAUGAUAUAAAUCACAUAAAUUAAAAAAUUGUAGGUGCACAAAUAGCUCUCAUUUUUAUGAUAUCUUUUAAAAAUUAUACCUAUAAAGUUUACAUAAAUUUCAGUAAAAUUUGUUAGAUAAAGUUCUGAUCUCCUAAUUCUAAUUGUACUUAAUUAUUAACCAACAUUGAUUUUAGGGAAGAGAAUGAUUAAAGACGAUAGUGAUUCUUGUGAAAUGUCUACUGAGCAAAAUAAACCUAUUAAGUCAAUGCUAUUGAGUGAUAUGAUAGAAACAGAUUCAUCUGAUUCUAGUUUUGGAACUGAUGAUGAGGACAACACAAAUUUUAACUAUGAAGACAUGAUUUGGUCUAUGAUUGGAGAGGAAACCCACCCCAAUGGUAUAUUAAGGAUAUGUAUUAUAAAAGUUGAAUGAUAAAUUCAAGUAAAAUAUAUGAUUAUAUCUUUUUUUUUUCAGAAAUGUCAAAUGAGGAAGAUAUUAAAGUCAAUAAUUUUGAUAGUGGUGUCAGUAUGUAAUUAAAAUAUUUUAAAAUUGUUGUUUAAAAGAUAACUAAUAUCUAAAGUGAUUUUAAUUUGUACUUUUUCUUAUCCAUCAAUAAAAAAAAUUAAUUUAAACAAAAUGUUUAAUAUUUAAAUGUAAUAGGUUAAGAUAUUUUAGUGACAAACUAAAUAAGAAGAUUUACAUAUUAGAAAAAAUACAAAUAUUUAAUGACGUUUUUAUGCAAACCGUGUAAGAGUAACUUUAUGUUACAAAUACAUAAUAACCCUUGACAAAAUACAUUUUUGUGAUGUAAUAAAUAAUAUUGUCAAUGUAGUAUAGGUUUACUAAUGGGUGAAAGUGAAAGUCUUAGAUUAUAUUUUAUUAAAGAGCAAAAUGGUAAUUAUUGGAAAACCAUAAUACCUAUAAAAUAUAAUUAUAAUAAUGGAAAUUAAUUGAUUAAAAACACUAGAAUAUGUAAACCAGUUCCAUAUUGCAAAAUAAAAAAAUUACUAGAAAUGGUAGGGUUAUUAGAUAUUUUUGUAAAUGUCAUCGUUAGCUAUAAUUAUUCGUUUUAUUAUGUAUAAAUAAUUUUGUAUUUAACUACAUAGCAGUGUAGUAUAGUUAUAAAUUAUUAUGUUUUUAAUUAAAACUGUAUAUCUCGACGUGCCGACAAAGAGUGUUGCAACUNGGUAAUUCUUUUAGUUGAUCAUAAAAAAUCGGCUAAAGAAAAAAAUUGUAUUGGUGUUAUGACUAUUUUUACUAGAAAAAUAAAUACAAAUUAAAACAUAUGUUGAGACUAUUUUCACUGGAAAAAUAAAUACAAUUGAACCGUAAGACAAUAACUCACAUUAUGACUUUUCGCUGGAAAUUGCCAUUUUAGUAUUUAAUAUUAAUGUUAUACAAUACUAUUUUUCUAAGUCUUUGGUUGAGAUACUAUUGUUUUUUUUUGUGGUUUAUAGAGAUAAAGAUGUGAUCACAGAUAUCUUUAAAAACUCAAAAAUGAAAGAAGUGAUUUAUGAGUUUUUUUAGGGGCUGUAAACAGAUUCUGUUUAUCAUUAUAUUAUAUGGUGUGCAAAAAAAAAAAAAAUUUCCUGGUAAAACAAAUCCCAUAAAAAUAUGAUCAUAUUUGUAAUGUAUUUACAUUUUAAAAAGUAAUAAUAUAGGUAUGUAUAGUAUUGCAGGUAGCUUAUAAAAUUAAAAACAUGACGUGUAAUAAAAUUACAUAAAUGCCUUCUCUGGAAAACCUCCACUGUACAAUACCAUCCAUCUAUUCAAUAUGUAAAAAUGUUGUAUGUUUCUGCUCAAUAAGACUAUAGGCUAAUCUAACAUUAACCAUCAUAAGUCUUUUAGACUUUAUAUUUAUUUUUUGAGCUUUUCCUAGCUAAUUAACCUUACUGUAAAUUAGUCUUAAACUAAUACUAAACGUUUUUUUUUAUGUUCCUUAUUUAAUUGCACCUAACUAUGUAUCAUAAUGUAUUUUGUUUUGACAUUUUUGUAAAUUGUGCUCCAGUCAGUUAUCUUAAUAAAAAAAAAAAAUCUAUAUUUGGUAUACUACAAAUUUACUAAUUGCAUCUCACAAUCCUGAUAUAAAUGUAGGUGAUGGUCUGCAAAUCAUAAUAAAUAUGAUUCAGUUGGUUUUUCAUAUUGUAUAUUUAUAUUAAAUCCGUUUUUGCGUUUUAUAUUUUCCUUUGAAAAUUGAAUCAUAUUUAACAGGAAAUACCCUCAGAUUGCAUACAAGAGACUUUUAAUAAUUUCCACAUAGAAUUUUAUAAUUUUAUUCGUUGGAUAUGUUUAAAAAAAAAACCCCUCUAUGAAGUAUUCGUGUUUUUUAAAUACUUAUUUAAGUAUAAUUAAUUGAAUUUUUUCCAUGAAUAAUAAUCAUUCCUUCGCGUUUGAAGAUGAAGGUACCUAUGAUAACGUUGUCAUGUCUUUAUGUGUAUUCAUUUGACUACUUUUCCGAAUAACAAAUUUAUCAAUUUUAUUAAAUAACGAAAAAAUAUUAACGGAUACGUAAAUACGACUAAAAUAAUAACAUUUAUCGUCUUUAAACACAGCAACAAUGUUGAUAAUAUUCAUAAAUUAUGGGAUUCGUAGAUUACUCUAAUGAUAACAAUGUAUAUUAAUUAUUUUAAUAGCACAGUUUAUUCCUAAUUAUUAUAUUCAAAAAUACUGAAUCAAUACCUUACUACGUAGAAAUAUACCAGUGUAAUAUAAAACAUUAUAUUGUGAUUUGAAAUCCAUUAUAAUUUUAUAUUAUAAACUAAAUUAUAUAGUAUUUUAGAUACAUAAUACACUAAAACAUUUUUUAAAUUGUGUUUUCAUUUAUUAAAUUUCUAAGUUAAGUAAUUAAAAAGAUAUUCUUUUACCUUAUAUAAUUUUAUAAAUUUAAUUUUUAUUUUAAAAGAAGUUAUCGCAACCCAAAAAUGGGUCGUGACCCACCGGUUAAAGACCACUAGUAUGCCUAACCCUGUUUUGUAUCAAGAAUUGAAAUAAAAAGCCAAACUUUAAUUUUUGUAUUUUAUUAGAUGUAUAGACAAUAUACAUAUUUUAUUUAAUACAAAGAUAAUAUAGGUAUAACAAACAAUUUUUAGGUGCAUGUCAUGGGGAUGAUUUAAGUUAUAUGUUUCAUAGUCAAUUACUUGGAUUUACUCCAAAAGCUAAUUCUUCUGAGUUAAAAAUGUGCAAAACAAUAUGUAAGCUGUGGUCUAAUUUUGCAAAAGCUGGGUACGUUUUAAUUUUAUUGCAAUUUAAUGCAAAGCGUUAACAUUUGCGCUGUAUUUCUAUUACCUUUUUAAAAGUUAAAUAAUAUGUUUAAUACAUAAUUAUAUUGAUUUUAGGAAUCCAAAUUCAGAGGAUUUAAAUGUUGAGUGGAAAAGUACAAGUACUAAUGAUCCCAAAUAUUUAUCAUUAGACGGAGACAAUACAUGUAUGGUUGAUGGAUUAUUAUACAAUUCCAGAGUAAAUUUUUGGAAAGAAAUUCUUGAAACUACCUGAUUAGAACAUAAUGUUAUGAUAUACAUAUGAUUUUAAAUAAUUUUGUUUGUAAAUAUGUGGAUUUUCUUUCAAUUAAUGAUAUGUUAUACAUUUAUUUUUCUGUAAUAUUAUUGUUAAUAAAGAAUAAUGAUAAUAAUAAAGUUAUUUUAAAGAUGGGUUGCAAAAUGUUUUUAGUUUAACUUAUCAUUGAAUGUCAU